Messenger RNA from Penicillium brevicompactum, 1950 nucleotides. RefSeq names its product Pyridoxal phosphate-dependent transferase major region subdomain 1. Gene Ontology annotation, biological process: L-glutamate catabolic process. Gene Ontology annotation, molecular function: pyridoxal phosphate binding; glutamate decarboxylase activity. Bases 1 to 1950 code for a protein of 649 amino acids. Gene Ontology annotation, cellular component: cytosol. NCBI's taxonomy places the organism in Eukaryota, Fungi, Ascomycota, Eurotiomycetes, Eurotiales, Aspergillaceae. The record is from RefSeq and is a predicted model, not a curated record. The transcript is spliced from 4 exons.
AUGGUUCACCUUGCCCGUGUGAAGACUGACAGCGAGGCCGCUCCCUUGUCUCGUCAGUUCGAUACUCUCCCGGCGCCUGACGAGAAUGACUUCUACACCAAUGUCUACGGCAGCCAUUUCGCUGCAGACCAUCUCAAUCACAACGAGAUGCCCGAGAGAGAGAUGCCCCGACAGAUCGCUGCUCGGAUGAUCAAGGACGAAUUGAGCUUGGACGGCAACCCUAAGCUGAACCUCGCAUCUUUCGUGACCACUUACAUGGAGGAGGAGAUUGAACAAAUUAUGACUGAUUCAUUCAGCAAGAACUUCAUUGACUAUGAAGAAUACCCUCACUCCGCUGAGAUCCAGAACCGUUGCGUCAACAUGAUCGCCAGACUAUUCAACGCGGAUACCUCCGACGAGAACGCCAUGGGAACUUCAACCAUUGGAUCGUCCGAAGCCAUCAUGCUCGGCACCUUGGCCAUGAAGAAGCGCUGGCAAAACAAGCGCAAGGCGGAAGGCAAGGACUUCUCGCGUCCCAACAUCAUCAUGAACAGUGCCGUGCAAGUCUGCUGGGAGAAGGCUGCUCGUUACUUUGACAUCGAGGAGAAGUACGUCUAUUGUACCGAUACUCGGUUUGUGAUCGACCCCAAGGAGGCAGUCGAUCUGGUGGACGAGAACACCAUCGGAAUCUGUGCUAUUCUGGGAACCACCUACACGGGAGAGUACGAGGAUAUCAAGGCCAUCAACGAUCUGCUUGUCGAGCGUAACAUUGACUGCCCGAUCCACGUCGAUGCUGCUAGCGGUGGCUUUGUCGCUCCUUUCAUCCAGCCGGAUCUGGAGUGGGACUUCCGCCUCGAGAAGGUGGUUUCUAUCAAUGUUUCCGGCCACAAGUACGGUCUGGUCUACCCCGGUGUGGGAUGGGUCGUCUGGCGUGCCCCGGAAUAUCUCCCCCAAGAGCUUGUCUUUAACAUCAACUACCUCGGUGCCGACCAGGCCAGCUUUACCCUGAACUUCUCCAAGGGUGCCGCUCACGUCAUUGGUCAGUACUACCAGCUGAUUCGUCUGGGCAAGCACGGUUACCGUUCGAUUAUGACCAACUUGACUCGCAUUGGUGACUACAUGUCAUCAGAACUUGAGAAGAUGGGCAUGAUCAUCAUGAGCCAGACCAAGGGCCGAGGUCUUCCUCUCGUCGCCUUCCGACUUCCUCCCAGCUCCGAUCGCGUUUUCGAUGAAUUUGCUGUCGCUCAUCAGCUGCGCGAGCGUGGCUGGAUUGUCCCCGCGUAUACCAUGGCCCCCAACAGCGAGAAGCUGCAACUGAUGCGCGUUGUCAUCCGUGAAGAUUUCAGUAUGACCCGAUGCGACAGCCUGCUCCAGGACUUCAAGCUCGCCCUACAAACAUUGGAAUCUAUGGACCAUUCCAUGAUUGCCAAGUACAAGGCACACAUUGAAAGCCACCGCGCUCAUCCUAGACACCAGCACACUCACACCCACUACAAGGAUGAAAAGCACUCGCUGCAAGGAAAGACUGGAAAGACCCACGGCAUCCCUCCCACCAACGGCUGGAUGCUCGAACUCGGCCACGGCACAGAUGCCGACUUUACAUGUGGCUAUCGCAUCUACAUAUCGGGCGAUACUCUUAUGGUAGACGAACUACGCGAGAUUCCCAAGAAGUAUGCAGGACAAAAGAUUGAUCUCAUGCUCGUUCAUCUCGGCGGAACUACCAUUCCUUCACCCUUGGUCGGAAGGCUCAUGGAGCCAUUGGCACUGAUGGUAACCAUGGACGCUGAACAGGGACUGGAGUUGAUACAGCUCAUACAGCCGGAUAUAACGAUUCCAAUCCAUUACGACGACUACGACGUAUUUGCCAGCCCGCUUGAGGAUUUCCGACGCCUGGUCGAGGCAGCAGGGUUCUCGCAGCGGGUUGUGAUCUUGGACCGUGGGGAGCAGUACGGCUUCCAGGUCCGAGAAUAG